Molecule: messenger RNA, 776 nt
Organism: Bombyx mandarina (wild silkworm)
Lineage: Eukaryota; Metazoa; Arthropoda; Insecta; Lepidoptera; Bombycidae
Product: cilia- and flagella-associated protein 276
Source: RefSeq, a predicted model, not a curated record
CGUAUGUCAAUGUAAUGUAAUCGUUGUAAUUUUCCGUUUAAUUCGAUUACAAUCAUACGUACUAUGCUCUCUUUGUCUUUUACUGUCUACUAAUUGUAUAUAUGAUUUGAUGGAUAGCAGAGAAAUUUAAGUAAAUUACUAUGUCUGGAGUAAAGCAAGUACGAAACAAAAAGCUUCUCCCGGAUUUGCGUAAGGAAGGCGAACUCACUAAAGAAAUAAUAUUAUCUACGAAGGAGAAACACGGAGUUCCUGUGACGUCUAGACUUUUUUCUCAUCACACCUUAGCGAGCGUUAGAAAACUAAGUUUUUAUUUUCCAUAUAAUUUGCCAGACGACAGCCUGGACUUUAUUUUAACGUCCAAAUACAAUCACUCGACGGAGCAAUUUGCGGAUAAAGUCGACGUGUUCCUGCAGCCUGAGACGAUCGGAUGCGAGACCUGGCGACGACUUCGAAACACCUGUGAUAAAUUACCAAGCAGUGGAGUCCCAAUGGGCCAUCCUUUGAGACGAGGCGGUAUUCACGAGCGUCGGUCGCCCUUCAGCGUAAAGUUGAUGAAUUCUGGAGUUCACUCAUCGCAAACCAACCCUGGGUUCAGCAGGCAGCCAGCUGGUGGAGCCAUAUUCUUCUACUAAUUGAAUUAUUAUACGUUCUAAAUAUUCUGUGUUGUUUCAAAACUGUUUUUAAAUUUAGAAACGAUUUUUUUGUAAACGCGUUUAUUAGAAUGUGUAAAGAGAAGUUAAUUUCCGAACGUUACUUUUGGUUUUUCUUUUGGUAGA